Molecule: messenger RNA, 2748 nt
Organism: Rhagoletis zephyria (snowberry fruit fly)
Lineage: Eukaryota; Metazoa; Arthropoda; Insecta; Diptera; Tephritidae
Gene: sll
Product: adenosine 3'-phospho 5'-phosphosulfate transporter 1
Biological process (GO): transmembrane transport; 3'-phosphoadenosine 5'-phosphosulfate transport
Cellular component (GO): endoplasmic reticulum membrane; Golgi membrane
Molecular function (GO): 3'-phosphoadenosine 5'-phosphosulfate transmembrane transporter activity
Source: RefSeq, a predicted model, not a curated record
UCAGGUAGACACAUAUGGAAUAAUUUGGUACAGAUACGACGUAAAGACUUCUGCAGCUUCUACAAGCAAAGACUGUUCAUUUUUUAAAUCAUAAAUAUUUAUAAACUGAAUGCGAGGUGGUAUUACAAAGCUAAGUAGAGGGGUGACAUAUUGACAGUUUUAUGUAGUAACUAAGCGUUUAUCAUAUUUGCAAAACCAGUUGUAAUGUGAUAAGGGCAAUGAACUUUUGACCACCGAGAUAUCAAAGAAAGCUUUUGGUCUCUUGCGGCCGGCGCACAAGCGAUCAUCGAACUAUUAGAUUAGUGCCUGCGGCGUCUAUGGUUGCUUUUUAUUUGCCACCGAAUGAGAUCUGUAAGUAGCAUUUGGCAAACUAAACGAAAAAACUAAUACAAUGGAUUGCUCAUUAGACAAACGGAAUUCGCCAAGUCAGCAACUAUGGUAAGCUACAACGCAAUUAUCGUUAAGGGUAAUCAGUAUAGUUGUGAAUGCAAAUUUAAGGAGAGCAAAUAAAAAGUGUAUGAGCUAUUGUGCUGACGGGAGCAAGGAGUUGACGUGUCCAAAGUGAAAAGGAUUCAGACCGCAAAAAUUGAUAACAGAACUUAUAAAACAAAUUUGGUAAUAAAACAAAAAGUUAUAAUGGCGCAAUUGGUUCCUGAUGUUGUUAUUUGCGGACUAGUGAUCACGGCAGCUCUAUUGGUACACUUCUUUUCGGAUAUAUUGCGAAUUUCCUUUGGCGGCUAUUAUACACAUGCCACACUCUCACAGCUUGUGGAAUCCCAAUCCACCAAAGAAUAUUCUUGGUUGUUGAAACUUUUAGCCAAUUGUUUUGGUUAUAGUUGUGUCUUUGUACCUGGCUAUCUUAUUUACAAAUAUGUUAAACGCACAAAUUAUCUGGAAAAGAAUGACAAAACAUGCAUUUAUACUGCGGUCAGUAUGUGCAUUACUGGCAGUCCCGGCACUGAACUUGACUAUUCUGAGCCGUUGGAACGCAAACCCAUGGAACCGUUGACACCGCCUAAUGGCUUGCAGAAACACACAAAAUCCCAAGAAACAUUACUACUUUUCUGGUGCUUUGGUGGACUAAUGGUUUCAUACCUCACUUGGGGUGUACUACAGGAGAAAAUUAUGACGCAGCAAUAUUUCAAUUACAAUGGUCAACCGUCGCAUUUUAAGGACUCACAAUUCCUUGUCUUCUGUAAUCGUCUUUCAGCUUUUAUCUGUGCAAUAGUGACGCUACGCCUCAAACGUCCAGCCGGCCGUCAUUGUACACCAUUAUACAUGUACUCCUUUGCAUCUUUCUCGAAUAUAAUGAGUGCAUGGUUCCAGUAUGAAGCACUCAAAUUUGUCAGCUUCCCUACGCAGGUGCUAGCAAAGGCAUGCAAAAUUAUACCUGUCAUGUUGAUGGGUAAAAUUAUAUCGAAAAACAAAUAUGAUUGGUAUGAGUAUGUAUCCGCUGUACUAAUAUCAUUAGGCAUGAUAUUCUUUAUGACCGGUUCAGCGAACAGCACCAAUGCUAGUAGUGUGACAACAUUCACUGGCAUCUUUUUGCUUGCAAUGUACUUAACGUGCGACAGCUUUACAGCGAAUUGGCAAGAUGAUUUAUUUAAGAACUAUGAAAUGUCGUCAUUGCAAAUGAUGGCUGGUGUCAAUCUGUUUUCCACCAUCUUUACAGCAACCUCAUUGUGGGUACAAGGCGGUUUUAUAGAUUCGCUUACAUUUGCGAGCGAGCAUCCUAAAUUCAUACUUGAUGCCAUUACCAUUUCCAUGUGUUCCGCUGUGGGUCAAUUAUUCAUUUUCUAUACAAUAUCGGUGUUUGGUGCAGUUGUAUUUACCAUCAUCAUGACUUUACGACAGGCGUUUGCAAUAUUGCUUUCCUGUUUGAUUUACAAACACAAAAUAUCGGUGCUCGGUAUUUUCGGCAUACUGGUUGUAUUCUUUGCAGUCUUCAUGCGUUCCUAUGGCAAGCAGCGCAUGAAAGUGCUACGCAAACGAGCCGAGGCGCACAAACCGAAAAUGGCUGCGUAGUUGACACAACUGGAGGAUGGAAAAAACGAAAGCAGUACUGGUAGUGGUAAUGUUACUUAAAAAAAAAGCUUGUAGAGGCAAAGAAUUGAAUAUGAAUUUAGGCAUGUGAAUCAAAAUUAAUGGCGUGCUUACUAAAGCAUAGUAUUUAGCUCUCAAGAAAAAUCAAAAAUUUAAGAAAUCAAAAAGGAUCUGUCUUCUAUCGAAAUUUCUUAAAUCAUUUUGCGUUUGAUGACAUGCUGAUCAAGAAAGCAACAAGGUUGCAGUAUUGCAAUAAUUAUUACGUACUAUCAUUAACUUCAUAACUAAAAAACCGAAAACUCUAGAAAAACUGCUUUAAAGUUUAGAAUUUACAAAGUUGUUACCUUAAUAUACAUAUAUGUACAUAUAAGGUAACGAUAUACUUCUAUAGUAAAAAUUAAUAUGUACAUAUUUUGUUCUAUGUAGUGAGCUACUGGUAAUCGUUAUAGCUCUGAAAUUUUUACACUGCAUAGAAGAGCAGGUAGCGGUCAUUUCUACAUACUUAACUCGAUUUUGUUUUAUUUCGAAUUAUUACACUAUUGAAGUAAAUGAGCGAUACUUAUCUUAUUACAUUAAACGAGCAAUUCUUGUAUAUACAUAUAUAUCCAUAGUGUUCUUGGAAACGGCUCUAACAAUUUUGAUGAAAUUUUGUACACAGAUAAUUUUUUGGAAUUUAAGGUUAUCUGAAUAGGCAUUAUCUCCGAG